GCGGUCACAGCGCCGCCGAGCUUCCCAGGAGCGAUCAGAGUCCGGCGAGCGAAGGGCUCCGAGGAGCACUGGAGAUGUCCUGUCCGCGCCUCCUCCUGCUCAGAUACCUGUUCCCGGCCCUCCUGCUACAUGGGCUGGGAGAGGGUUCUGCUCUCCUUCAUCCAGACAGCAGAUCCCAUCCUAGGUCCUUAGAGAAAAGUGCCUGGAGGGCUUUCAAGGAGUCACAGUGCCAUCACAUGCUCAGACAUCUCCACAAUGGUGCACGGAUCACUGUGCAGAUGCCGCCUACAAUCGAGGGCCACUGGGUCUCCACUGGCUGUGAAGUAAGGUCAGGCCCAGAGUUCAUCACAAGAUCUUACAGAUUCUACCACAAUAACACAUUCAAGGCCUACCAGUUUUACUAUGGCAGCAACCGGUGCACAGACCCCACCUACACGCUCAUCAUCCGGGGCAAGAUCCGCCUCCGCCAGGCCUCCUGGAUCAUCCGCGGGGGCACCGAAGCUGACUACCAGCUGCAUAAUGUUCAGGUCAUUGGCCACACGGAGGCAGCAGCCGAGAAGCUCAGCCAUCUGGUGAACCGCACCUGCCCAGGUUUCCUGGAAGCUGGGGGCCCUUGGGUGCAGGACAUGGCCUAUGACCUGUGGCGGGAGGAGAACGGCUGUGAGUGCACCACAGCCGUGAGUUUUGCCAUGCACGAGCUGCAGCUCAUCCGAGUGGAGAAGCAGCACCCACACCACAGCCCAGACCACCUGGUGGAGGAGCUCUUCCUCGGUGACAUCCACACCGAUGCCUCCCAGAGGACAUUCUACCGGCCGUCCAGCUACCAGCCCCCGUUGCAGAAUGCCAAGCACCACGAUCACACCUGCAUAGCCUGUCGGAUCAUCUACCGGUCGGAUGAGCACCACCCACCCAUCCUGCCCCCCAAGGCCGACCUGACCAUUGGCCUGCAUGGUGAGUGGGUGAGCCAGCGCUGUGAAGUGCGCCCUGAGGUCCUCUUCCUCACCCGCCAUUUCAUCUUCCAUGACAACAACAACACCUGGGAGGGGCACUACUACCACUACUCAGACCCUGUCUGCAAGCACCCCACCUUCACCAUCUAUGCCCGUGGCCGCUACAGCCGUGGUGUGCUGUCCUCCAGGGUCAUGGGAGGCACAGAGUUUGUGUUCAAAGUGAAUCACAUGAAGGUCACCCCCAUGGAUGCAGCCACAGCCUCACUGCUCAAUGUCUUCAAUGGGAAUGAGUGUGGGGCCGAGGGCUCCUGGCAGGUGGGCAUCCAGCAGGAUGUGACACACACCAAUGGCUGUGUGGCCCUUGGGAUCAAACUACCUCACACAGAAUAUGAGAUCUUCAAAAUGGAACAGGAUGCCCGGGGACGCUACCUGCUGUUCAACGGCCAGAGGCCCAGCGAUGGGUCUAGCCCUGACAGACCAGAGAAGAGGGCUACAUCCUACCAGAUGCCCCUUGUCCAGUGUGCCUCCUCUUCACCCAGAGCUGAGGACAUCUCAGAAGACAGCGGAAGCCGCCUAUAUGGCCAGGCCCCUGUGCACGGUGGCCAGGCCCUGCCAUUGGCUGUGCUGGCCUGCUUUUGGACUCUACUGUACUGGGACAUCCUCAGAUAGGAGUUUUUAGAAAGUUUUAUUUUUACAAGCAAGAAUUCCUUACAAUUUAUAGACCUUCUUUGCCAAAAGAAAAGGACAUUUAUUCUUUUGAUGCACUUGAAUGCCUGAGAACCUUCUUUCCUUUUCUCCUCUCCCUCCCUCCCCACCGCCCCAGUCAUGAACAGCCACAGUGUUUGAAGUUUCUGCUUUGAACUCCAUCCAGCCUGAUCCUGAGGCCUGAACAACUUCACAACAGUAAUUGCACUUUAAGACAGCAGCGUCUCAGGCCAGUGUGCUUUUUUAGCAGGGAUGAGAGUGAAGGCUUCUUAUUUUUGCCUCCUAAUUAUUGUUUUUCUGAGUUGAAUUGAGGGGAAGCAAAUAUCAAGCCACAAUUUUCACUGUGUAUUGCAUCUUGUUCUCCUUUGAAACUGCUUUCCUGUCUGUGUUGUAGAGGCUGGAAUUUAAUGCAGAGUUGAUCUGGGACUGUGACCCAGACACCUCUUAUUAAUAAAGAAAAGAUGGGUGUAGAUGUGUACACACGAAGACACACGGCUAAACCACUUUCACAGUCUGUAUGCAAAACCGAAGGGAAUCAAAGCUGGCAUUUCAGAAAGGCCCAAAGAGAAAAGUGUCAGUAAUUAAAGUUUCAAAGUAAUUUAGCCUA
Molecule: messenger RNA, 2262 nt
Organism: Otolemur garnettii (small-eared galago)
Lineage: Eukaryota; Metazoa; Chordata; Mammalia; Primates; Galagidae
Gene: APCDD1
Product: APC down-regulated 1
Exons: 5
Coding region: 75-1619 (514 amino acids)
Biological process (GO): negative regulation of Wnt signaling pathway
Cellular component (GO): plasma membrane
Molecular function (GO): Wnt-protein binding
Source: RefSeq, a predicted model, not a curated record